Panicum virgatum (switchgrass) is the source of this 2450-nucleotide messenger RNA. RefSeq names its product putative wall-associated receptor kinase-like 16. Lineage: Eukaryota; Viridiplantae; Streptophyta; Magnoliopsida; Poales; Poaceae. Gene Ontology annotation, molecular function: ATP binding; polysaccharide binding; calcium ion binding. The record is from RefSeq and is a predicted model, not a curated record. Gene Ontology annotation, cellular component: plasma membrane. The transcript has 3 exons. The coding region runs from base 132 to 2270 and encodes 712 amino acids. Gene Ontology annotation, biological process: cell surface receptor signaling pathway; protein phosphorylation.
GCAGCCGUGCCGAGAAAAACGACUUGACGACGAUGUGCGUGUCGUAUCGACGCUGGAUUUGAUCUCCUCUUGCGUCUCCUGACCUCUCUCGUUGCAAAUCAAUCCAUGUUCCUCCAUCCACGGCAGCAAAAAUGGAGCUGCCGUGGCUGCUGCUGUACCUGGCUCUUUCCCUUCCAGUGGUGCCACCAGCAGCGUCGCAGCCGCCGCCGGGCUGCCGGCGGCGGUGCGGCAACGUGACCGUCCCUUACCCGUUCGGCAUCGGCGCGGGCUGCCACCGCGGCGCGGCCGCGGGGGGCUUCCGGCUCCGGUGCGACGACGCCCGCCGCCCGCCGCGCCUCACCGUGGCCGGCUACGGCCACGAGGUCGCCGCCAUCUCGCUCCCCGCGGCGGAGGCCACCGUGCUCCUGAACGCCAGCCGCGCGUGCUACGACCGCCCCGGCGACCCCGCCGGGCGCGCCGUCACCCUCCGGGAGCACUACCCCAUGGCGCUCAACGGCAGCGCGUUCCUCUUCUCGUCGAUGAAGAGCAAGUUCGUGUCCGUCGGGUGCCCCGGCCUCGCCUACUUCACCGACGGCGACGGGUACUACGUCACGGGGUGCAUGUCCGUGUGCCGCCCGUCGGAGCGCGCGCUGCCGGGGUCGUGCCGGGGCGACGACGGCUGCUGCCAGAGCAACAUCCCGCUCGGCCUCGCCUCCUACAGCCCUCACCUCGGGAGCUUCGGCCGCCGCCGCCGCGGCCAGGAGGAGACGACGUUCUUGGACAACACCACGGCCUGCGCCUACGCGUUCAUGGUGGAUUCGUGGUGGUUCUGGCUCGCCGGCUCCCACUUCAACCGCACCGGCGACUUCGCCGUGCCCGUCGUCCUGGACUGGGCCAUCAGGGACGCCCCGGGGGGCUGCGCCGCCGCGCAGCGGGACCCUGACAAUUACGCGUGCCGGAGCGCGCACAGCGUGUGCCUCGAAUCGGCCAACGGGCCCGGGUACGUCUGCAACUGCACCGACGGGUACCAGGGCAACCCCUACCUGAUCGACGGCUGCACAGAUGUCGAUGAGUGCCAGCACAGGGAAGAGUUCCCGUGCUACGGCGACUGCGUCAACACGCCGGGCAGCUUCACCUGCAAAUGCCCCGAAGGAUCCAGUGGGAAUGCAACUAUCCUGGAUGGCUGCCGCCCGGACAGCAAAUUCAGUGCAGCACUCAAGGCCGUCAUAGCUACAAGCGCCGGCGUGUUCUUUCUGCUGCUGGCCGGCUUCUCGGCGCACCUGUGGCGUCAGAAGCGGAGGCUGCUCCAAGCAAAGCGGCGGUUCUUCGAGCAGAACGGCGGCAUCCUCCUGCAGCAGCAGCUGGGUUCGCUGGCCAGCGCCGGCGUCGCGUUCAAGAUCUUCUCCGAGGAGGAGAUCAGCAGGGCCACCGACGGCUUCGCGGAGGCGCGGGUCCUCGGCCGCGGCGGCCACGGCGUCGUCUACAAGGGCGUCCUCGCCGACGGCUCCGCCGUGGCGGUCAAGAAGUCGAGGGUGGUCGACGCGAAACAGGUCAAGGAGUUCGCCCGGGAGAUGCUCAUCCUCUCCCAGAUUAACCACCGCAACGUGGUCAAGCUGCUCGGCUGCUGCCUCGAGGUCGAGGUGCCCGUGCUGGUCUACGAGUACGUCCCCAACGGCAGCCUCCACGGCCACAUCCACGGCGACGACGGCGAGGGCAAGCUGCCGCCGGGCGCGCGCCUCCGCGUCGCGGCCGAGUCCGCGGACGCGCUCGCGUACAUGCACUCGUCGGCGUCGCCGCCGGUCCUCCACCGCGACGUCAAGUCCGCCAACAUCCUCCUCGACGGCGACCUCGCGGCCAAGGUGUCCGACUUCGGCGCGUCGCGUCUGGCGCCGGCCGGCGAGGCGGCGGUGGCCACGCUGGUCCAGGGGACGCUUGGGUACCUCGACCCCGAGUACCUGCUGACGAGCCAGCUCACGAGCAAGAGCGACGUGUACAGCUUCGCGGUGGUCGUGCUGGAGCUGCUCACCGGGAGGAAGGCGUUCGUCCCGGUGGAGGACGAGGAGGAGGAGGAGGAAGGGGGGCUCGCGUUCUUCUUCAUCACCGCGGCGCAGGCCGGUCGGCACCGGGAGGUCAUGGACCGGCGGGUUAGGGAGGAGGUCGGCGUGGAGGUGCUGGACGAGGCCGCAGAGCUGGUGAUGCGGUGCCUGAGCAUGGUCGGCGAGGAGAGGCCGACCAUGAAGGAGGUCGCCGACAAACUCCAUAGCCUCAUCAGAAGCAGCGCGGAAAAUUAAGAGGUUCCUUAGAUGAAUUAGUGAUGUUUCUAUUGCACAUUACUGCUAAUUGUUGACGCUCACGCGACCUACAGUUGAGUUGCCUGAAAACAAUCGGCCGUGCUCCAGUCAUUCUCCUAGCUAUCAGCUGUUCAGAUUCAGUAAAAAUUCAGAAAACAAUCUUAGAUUGCCUGACAACAA